ACAGACUAGGAGAGAAAUGGAGAUCCGCCAGGCGCUCAGACAUGGGGAGUUUUGCAGGAAAACACGUGGUCGCAUAGUCAUCCUGACAAAGAAGGAAAAAAUCGAAAUUGAAGGCCACUAGGUUUGGAGGAACUGUUGGAUCUCCCCUCUCUAUCCUCCUCGUCGCCAGUUCCACGCCAGGGAUGAGAUGUAGCGACCAGAAGGGCACGGUGGACAUGGCUUCAAUGGACUGAGACGGCCUUCCACCCCUGUCUGCAUAAACUUGUAAUCACCGGACGUCAUCCUGGUCCCCUGUCCUGCUGCCCCUAGGUUCCUCUGCCAGCAAGAUGCUGGACCGAAGUGUGAAGUCCGAGGACGCGGACGCAGAACCUACUCCCACUUUCGAGGACCUGGUGACAAAGGGAGAGAGAGAGCGAGAGAGGGCGUGCCUCUUCCCGGAAGCCCACCUGCUCUCGCGUCCCGCAGCUCCCCAUCAGGCCCUGCCUCCGAACCAGCCACCCGCCUCCGGGAGAGCGACUUCCCCGCCCCGCCGGCGGCCCCCGCCGCAGCGCCCGCACCGCUGCCCCGACUGUGACAAGGCCUUCUCGUACCCCUCCAAGCUGGCCACGCACCGGCUAGCGCACGGCGGCACCCGGCCGCACCCAUGCCCGGACUGCCCCAAGGCCUUCUCCUACCCCUCCAAGCUGGCGGCGCACCGCCUCACGCACAGCGGAGCGCGCCCGCACCCCUGCCCGCACUGCCCUAAGGCCUUCGGCCACCGCUCCAAGCUGGCGGCGCAUCUCUGGACCCACGCGCCGGCACGCCCCUACCCGUGCCCCGACUGCCCCAAGUCCUUCUGCUACCCCUCCAAGCUGGCGACCCACCGCCACACGCACCACGCCACCGACGCCCGCCCCUACCCUUGCCCACACUGCCCCAAAGCUUUCUCGUUUCCCUCCAAACUGGCCGCCCAUCGCCUGUGUCACGAACCCCCCACCGCGCCAAGCAGCCAGGCCACCAGCCGGCACCGGCACCGAUGCUCCAGCUGCGACCAGGCCUUUGGCCAGAGACGCCUCCUGCUGGUUCAUCAGCGCAGCCACCACCAGUCGGAGGGCCAGGGGGAGAGAGAGAGCCCUCGCCAUCAAUAAAGAGGUGGGAUUUCUAA
Nannospalax galili (Upper Galilee mountains blind mole rat) is the source of this 1144-nucleotide messenger RNA. It is a transcript of the gene Znf575, whose product is annotated as zinc finger protein 575. The coding region runs from base 327 to 1127 and encodes 266 amino acids. Gene Ontology annotation, molecular function: RNA polymerase II cis-regulatory region sequence-specific DNA binding; DNA-binding transcription activator activity, RNA polymerase II-specific. NCBI's taxonomy places the organism in Eukaryota, Metazoa, Chordata, Mammalia, Rodentia, Spalacidae. The transcript is spliced from 4 exons. Gene Ontology annotation, cellular component: nucleus. Gene Ontology annotation, biological process: regulation of transcription by RNA polymerase II. The record is from RefSeq and is a predicted model, not a curated record.